AUGCUGCGCUGCGGGGCCCCCCUGGCCGCGCUGCUGCUGGCGGCGCUGAGCCUGACCCGCGGGGAUCCCCGGUCCCCCGACCCCCCGCCGAUCACCGGUUGCGGGAUGGAGGCGCCGAGCCGCCGUGCCGCCCCCACGCAUCACCCUUACGGGCUGUACCCGCAGGGUCCCGGCGCGCACGGGGUGCUCGGCGCUGCAGCCCCGCCGGGCUCCGGGCCACCGCGGAGCCGGAGACCGCGGGGAGCCGGGGGAGGCGGAGAGGAGCCGGGGACCGAGGCGAACGGCCAGGUCCGGAGGGAAAGGCUACGGGGCCGGGAGCCGCAGGUGCCGAGCCCCCCCCGGGAGCGGCCGCUGCCCGCCCUGUACUUCUCCGGCGGCCGGGAGCAGCUGGCGGCGCGGCCGGAGGCGCUGCCCGACAUCCCGCGGGAGGAGUUCACCCUGGAGGUGUGGGUGAAAGCGGAGGGCGGACAGAGCAACCCGGCCAUCAUCGCAGGCGUCUUCGACAACUGCUCGCACACGGCCAGCGAUAAGGGCUGGGCGCUGGGUAUCCGCGCCCUGCAGCUCGGCGGCAAGAAGGACGCCCGCUUCUUCUUCUCCCUCCGCACGGACCGGGCGGCCACCGCCACCGAGGUGACCGCCUACCACCGCUACCGCCCCGAGGCAUGGACCCACCUGGCCGCCAGCUACGACGGGCGGUGGAUGGCCCUCUACGUGGACGGGGCGCGGGUGGGCCGCGCCGGCGGGCAGGGGGGACCCCUGCACAGUGCCUUCAUGGCCUCCUGCCGCACGCUGCUGCUGGGGGGGGAUGCCUGGGGGACCGCGCACGCUUUCCGGGGACACCUGGCCGGGCUGGCCCUGUGGCGGGGUGCCCUGUCCCAACCCCAUCUCCAGCGUCCCUUCCUAGAGGGGGCAGCCGGGGGGGUGGCAGGGCUGGCUCUGGCCGCCGGCUUCGCCACCCCGGAGGAGCGCUGGGCGCCUUUUCGGGAGAGCGCCUUCCCCCGGCAGUGGGUGCUGCCGUCCCCGCUGUCCCCCGUCCUGCGGCCGCUGGGCCCCCCUGCCUGCGGGCAGACUGCCUGCGAUAACGUGGAGCUGGUCUCCCACUACAACCAGCACUGGCCGCUGCGGAGCGGGAAGGUGGUGCGGUACCGGGUGGUGAAUUUGGUGGAGGACGAUGGCGGGCGGCCGACGGUCAGCCGGGAGCAGGUUUGGCGGCAGCACUGGGCGCUGAGUGAAGCUUUCCGACCUUACAACAUCUCCUGGCAGCUCAGCUUGCUGGAGGUACGCAACUCCUCCCUGCGCCGCCGCGCCAUCCUCCUGGGCUGCGAGCCCAGCAAGGUGGGCAACGAGCGCUGCGACCCCGAGUGCGAGCAUCCCCUGACUGGCUACGACGGCGGGGACUGCCGCCGGCCCGGCCGCUGCUUCUCCUGGAAGCGCCGCGACGGCGUCUGCCACAUGGAGUGCAACAACAUGUUGGAUGACUUCGAUGACGGCGACUGCUGCGACCCGCGGGCCACCGACGUGGCCAGGACCUGCUUUGACCCCGACUCGCCCCAGCGGGCGUACAUGAGCGUGAAGGAGCUGAAGGAGGCACUGCAGCUGAACAGCACCCACUUCCUCAACGUUUACUUUGCCAGUUCGGUGAGGGAAGAGUUGGCUGGUGCUGCCACUUGGCCAUGGGAUAAAGAGGCCCUUAGUCACCUGGGUGGAGUUGUCCUCAACCCUGCUUAUUACGGUAUGCAUGGCCACACGAACACCAUGAUCCACGAAGUGGGACAUGUCCUGGGACUGUACCAUGUCUUUAAGGGAGUGAGCGAGCGGGAAUCUUGUGACGAUCCCUGCAGGGAGACAACUCCGUCUAUGGAGACGGGAGACCUCUGUGCCGACACUGCCCCCACCCCAAAGAGUAAGCUCUGUCGGGAUCCAGACCCUGCCAAUGACACCUGCGGCCAGACACAUUUCACGGGAACGCCCUUCAACAACUACAUGAGUUACACAGAUGACGACUGCACCAACGCCUUCACGCCCAACCAAGUGGCCCGGAUGCAUUGCUACCUGGACCUGGUGUACCAGCGCUGGGGCCAGAGCAAGAAGCCUGCCCCCAUCCCGAUCCCUCCCAUGGUCACGGGGCAGACGCAGGACUCCCUCAGCAUCUACUGGCUGCCCCUCAGCGGUGUCAUCCACGAGAGGGAGCAGGACACGCUCUGUGACGACUGCGCGGAGGACGGCACCUUCCGUCAGUAUGUGCACGAGGCCUCUUCCCCUCGGGUCUGCGAUUCCUCCGGCUACUGGACCCCAGAAGAAGCAGAAGGACCCCCAGACGUGGAUCAGCCCUGUGAGCCCAGCCUGCAGGCCUGGAGUCCGGAGCUCCACCUGUACCACAUGAACAUGACAGUGCCGUGCCCCCAGCCAGAUGGCUGCAUCCUGGAGCUGCGCUUCCUGCACCCUGUCUACCCCAAUUCCCUCACCCUCUGGACCACGUACCUCUCCACGGGCUCUCCCAAGGUGCUUUCUGACAUUGAAGUCCUGACAGAGCAGGGGGAGUCCAUCCAUCUGGGCCCCCUGGACACCUUCUGUGAUGUCCCCUUUACUGUGAAGCUCGACAUACCUAAAAAGGUGUCCGGAGUCAAAAUCUACACCUUUGAUGAGAGGAUGGAGAUAGACACGGCCCUGCUGACCUCCAUGCCCCACAGCUCUCUCUGCUCCGCCUGCAAGCUGAUCCAGUACCGAGUCCUCCGCGACCCCCCAUUUGCAAACGGAUCCCCUGCCACCCCAGCACAGGCGCACCGCCAGUUCGUCGACACGGAAGUCACGCCUGGGCAGGUGUACCACUACCAGGUGCAGGCAGUCUCUGGGACAACCUCAGGAGAAGCCUCCCCACCGCUCGUCCAUGUCCACGGAGCACCCUACUGUGGGGACGGGAAGGUGACCACGAGCCUGGAGGAGGAAUGCGAUGAUGGGGACUUGCUGGAUGGAGAUGGCUGUUCCAGAAAGUGUAAAAAGGAAAAAGGCUUCAACUGUGUCGGGGAACCAAGCCUGUGCUAUGUGCACGAUGGGGACGGUGUGUGUGAGCCAUUUGAGAAGACAAGCAGUGUCCUGGACUGUGGUCCCUACACGCCCGAUGGAUAUGUGGAUCUGUGGGCAGCGAAAGCCUAUGCCUCCCAUCAGGAUGCGAAGUCCUGCCCUGCUUCCUUGGUCACUGGAGAGCCUGUUGUGAAGGUAUGUAAAUCCCACCUUCACGAUGUGCCAAAGGACCUUUCCCUGGCUGCUUGGUUCCCCUGCACUCCCAGCCGAGACAACGCUCAGGAUCCAGAUGAGGAGAGGAUGCCCUUGGGCGAUGCGGGAGUUUGGCUCAAGGUGUGCUUUGAGAGACCCACAGUGCCCACCUCCCUCCUGGUCUACCUGGCCUCUGACGGCACCAUCCCAAGUAACCAGCGCAAGCCGAGGGUCACUGUCCAGCUGAGCGACAUAGAUGGGCUGAACCGCUCUUUGGGGAUGUACGAGCUGUCAUGCCAGCACAACCCCCUCGUCAUCAACGUGACCCAUGGCCAGGAGGACCCAUCCCACCGGGCUGCUUCGGUGCUGCUCAACUUCUCCUCCCCACUCGUGGGCAUCGCAGCCGUGGCCUUGCGGACCUCAGCUCAGCCUGGCUCUUCUGACCCCACCACCUGCCUCCUGCAACAUGAGGAGGAGCAUGGCCAUCAGCACUACAGCUGCGUCCACAGUGCCUGUGCAGGAUCGGGAAGCUGCACGCGGCCGCUGCUUGCUCACGCUGCCACCCUCAACUGUACCUCCGACGGCCCGAGGCACAUGGCAUGCAGCAUCGCCUGUGAAAAGGGCUUUGUCCUCCACUCCGGCAAUGGGAAGAGCCUGGGCUCCACGCAGCAGGAGGUGGUGCUGAUAUGCAGCUCGGGACGCUGGGACAGAUCUGUGACUUGUGACCCUGUCGACUGCGGCGUCCCUGACCAGUCCCACGUGUACUACGCCGAGUUCUCCUGCCCCAAGGGGACCACCUACCUGCAGAGAUGCUCCUUCUCCUGCAUCCACCCAGCCAAGCUUCAAGGAACAAACCAGUGGCUGACCUGCCUGGAGGACGGUCUCUGGUCGCUCCCUGAAGCCUACUGCAAGCUGGAGUGCGACGCGCCUCCCGCGGUGGCCAACGCCAAGCUCCUGGUCCCGCGGUGCCUGCAGGGGAACCACGACGUCGGCUCGGUCUGUCGCUACAAGUGCAAGCCUGGAUACCACGUGGCCGAGAACGCAGCAGGCAAGCCCAAGAAGAAGUUCCUGAAGGUCCAGUGCCUGGAGAGCGGGCAGUGGGAAGAGGGGCACUGCGUCCCCGUGGUGUGUGAGCCCCCCCCUCCCGUCUUCGAGGGCAUGUACAACUGCACGCAGGGCUUCGAGCUGGACAGCCAGUGCGUCCUCAACUGCGAGCCGCAGGGACAACAGGUUCCCAUCAUCUGCACCAAGGAGGGCUUAUGGACAGAGGAGUUCAAACUGUGUGAGAGCUUACGGGGCACCUGCUCACCACCCCCAGAGCUGAAUUUCGUGGAGUACAAGUGCGAGCAGGGGCACGGCAUAGGUGCUGUGUGCAUACCUUCCUGUAUCAUACCUCCCAGCGACCCUGUCAUACUGCCCGAAAACGUAACUGCUGAGACUAUGGAUCACCGUCUGCAGCCCACCAGAGUCCAGCAUGUUGUGUGCACGGGCAGGCUGCGGUGGUACCCAGACCCCUCCGUCAUUCACUGCAUCCAGUCGUGUGAGCCCUUCCAAGCAGACGGCUGGUGCGACACCAUCAACAACCGGGCAUACUGCCAGUAUGACGGGGGUGACUGCUGCUCCUCCACACUGUCCUCCAGGAAGGUGAUCCCGUUUGCUGCUGACUGUGACCAGGACGAAUGCACGUGCCGCGACCCGGCGGCCGAGGAGAACCAGUAGCGGCACCACGAAGGGCCUC
This is a messenger RNA of Gymnogyps californianus (California condor), 4951 nucleotides long. It is a transcript of the gene PAPPA2, whose product is annotated as pappalysin 2. The record is from RefSeq and is a predicted model, not a curated record. NCBI's taxonomy places the organism in Eukaryota, Metazoa, Chordata, Aves, Accipitriformes, Cathartidae. Gene Ontology annotation, molecular function: metallopeptidase activity.